Molecule: messenger RNA, 1256 nt
Organism: Lytechinus variegatus (green sea urchin)
Lineage: Eukaryota; Metazoa; Echinodermata; Echinoidea; Temnopleuroida; Toxopneustidae
Product: thyroid transcription factor 1-associated protein 26 homolog
Exons: 3
Coding region: 68-751 (227 amino acids)
Source: RefSeq, a predicted model, not a curated record
AGAUAAACCUUCACGCAUUUUUGCCUCUGGCAAGCGCCAGUCUGGGGCAAAUAAAAUAAGAAGCCGAAUGCAGUCUCCCCAAGUGAAAUCAUCACACAAUAAAUAUCGGUCAAGAAUCAUUGGAAACGUCAAAGAAGGUCAAGGAUAUGCUGAUAAGAGGAAGAGGAGGUUUCUUAACAACUAUCAGAAACUGAGAAGGAAACAGAGACUCCAAGCUGAAAGGAGGCAGAGCGAAAAUGAAACGGACACGAGCGACAUCAAUUCAUUUGCAAAAAACAUCCAAUCUGCAUCAGAAAACAUAAAUUUAUCUGCCAAAAAUGUUCAGUCUACAUCGGAAAAUGGUGAAAGGGACUUCAACCCCACUUCAAAACACGACUUCAUUCCAAAGAGGAGCGAGGAGGGAAUUGGUGAAAGGACUCAAAAGAAUCUUAUUGAUAGAAGUGAAGGUGAAGAGAGAACUGGAGAGAAUGUGGUGAAAAAGAAACGAUUCAAGAAGCGCGGAGGCAAGAAGAAUGCCAAAAACCGGUUCAGCAAAGCCCAGGCAGAGUUUACAGAAAAGAGACGGGCGGAGGAGAUUAGAGUACAGAAUUUGAAACAACAGCAAACAGAGAGGGCGCUCGCCUUGGAACGUUACAAUAAGAAGAAGAAUGAACAGCAUCAGAAGCUGAAAAAGAAGUCCAGGAGAGGACAGCCUCUCAUGAAAUACCACAUGGAGGUGUUGCUAGAUAAGAUAAAAGCUCAAGAAAGAUGAUCAGGUAAAAAAACAACAACAAACUAUUGGGAUAUUUUAUAGGCCUAGUCAACCACAGUCUGUAAGCACAGACUUGAUUUUGACCUGUCAAAGAUUAUACCAUGUCUAGUAUUGGAGACUAGACUCCCAAUUCUGUCUGACAGAGGCAGCAACAGUACAUGUACAUGAGUGAAUCUAGUCUCACUACUUCAGACUGUAUUAUGCACUAUGCAAAAACCGUAUGUCUGUGCCUGCAGACCGAGUCAAACCUGUGAAUCGAAGAGAAAAAGGCAAGCAAGCCAAUCACUGGAUUUUCAUCAAAAUCAGAUUUAAGUAGCGACACUUGAAGAAGGAUAUUACAAAGAGAUCCCACUAGGGUUACACAGUACACAUAGGUUUUCAAUUUAUUCCUUUGACUAUUUUUAAAAGCAAUUUCACAUUUAUGAAAAAAACAUGCUUCACAUUGUACAAGUGGUAAGCAAGGAUUGAGAUACAUCUGAAGACCAAAUUUGGUUUGAACAUAAAA